CUUUGGUUGUAGUGGCAGAAUUUUGAAAUGAGAGUGAGGCCACUGCACUUCAUAGCAUGCUGAACACUUUAUAGAGAUGAGACAUACAUAUGGUGUGCACUGAAUUGGUUUUGAAAUGGUCAUUCAGCGGAGAGGGAACCCAAAAGUCAAUGGCGCUUCCGCUAUAGAGAAAAAAAUUAAAAGGGGAAAUGCACAGAGACAGGCCUCAGGGUGGAAACGGACCGCUGGCUCCCUGUUGUGGUGUGCAGCUCUAGUGUGUGUCCUCCUCACCCUGGGCUGGUGGUACUUUACUCUGGACAACGACGUCACCGAGACACUGGUCUCACGCAGAGAGGUGCUUCAGCAGCCCAAGGUCUUCCCUGUGCAGUGCUCGGAGGAUUACGAGAAUCACAAGCGCUUCCCAGGCUGCACACCUCAGUCAUGUGGAAGAGCGGUCACCGACACUGUGGUCACCAAAGAAGAAGCGCUGACCCUCAGGCAGCUUGCUGAAAGAGGACUGUCGCUGGGUGGAUCUGAAGGAGGGGCCUCUAUCCUUGACUUGCACUCAGGGGCUCUGUCCAUGGGGAAACAAUUUGUUAACAUCUACAAGUAUUCUUCUGGAGAUAAAAUCAAAGACAUUUUUUCAAAAGAGGAUUUUGAUCUCUACAGGGACGUGCGGAGCCGCAUCCAAAGGAGGAUUGCUGAGACGUUUGGUGUGGACUCCUCUCACAUGUACCUCACCAAGCCCACCUUCUUCUCCCGCAUCAACAGCACUGAAGCCAAGACCGCUCAUGACGAGUACUGGCACCCCCACAUUGACAAGGUGACAUAUGGUUCAUUUGAUUACACAUCAUUACUGUACUUAUCUGACUAUGGGUCAGACUUUGGUGGUGGUCGCUUCAUCUUCAUGGACGCCAGUGGGAACCGAACGGUGGAACCAAGAGCAGGGCGAGUGUCCUUCUUCUCGUCUGGCUCGGAGAACCUGCACCGCGUGGAGAAGGUGACCUGGGGCACCCGCUACGCCAUCACCGUGUCCUUCACCUGCGACCCUGACCACGCCAUAGACGACCCCACCCUCCCUUAGGGCUGCGCUGCUCAGGCCAGGGUGGUCAUUGUAGACCGCCAUUGGCUGGCAGCACCACCGAAGCAGGGGUCACCACAUGGUAACAGCAGACACAGAACUUAUGAGGUGCAGGCAGCUUGAAGUUUAAUUAAGCCUUGGCGAGACAUUGCCGUUUGCUUGACUACUUUGCCUCAAUCUCAGCCUGUGUUCUAAUGCCGGGAUGAAUAAGCCUUUUAAAAGAUAUUUUUUACAUUCCAGUUACUUCACAUUCCUGAUAUGAUCCACCAUCAGAAUAGCUAUAUGAGAUCAUUUAUUUCAUGUAAUUCUCAGAACUGAAUUGGCACUUUAUUGGCAGGUAUUCACACUGAAAGGUGAUGUUGCCUAGAUGUGGUUUUCUUCCAUUGAGAAAAAGAAUUCCUCUCCUGUGGAGAACCAUUUCAGCAAUUUUUAUCCCAUAGGGUGGUGAUAGGUCUUUUUUUGUGUUGUGCUGCCCCUUACCCUAUACCGUUUAUUCCUAAUUAUGAAUGUGCGCUUGUAUGGAUUUUAUUUGGGGAAAACAAAAUAAACAAAAACAAAUAAUACCACACUGUUGCAAAUCCAUCAAGAUAUUUCAUGACUCAUUUAUUUAUGCUCUAUAGAUGACAUCCUGGAUAUGACCGCAACAAAUUUCAGCAAACUUUUACAUACAGUGGGGGGCAUAAUGUAUUGGAACCCAUGCUAAAGUUGACUAAAAAGAGGAAUAUAAAAUCAUCUUUUGACAAUUGAUCUUAAUGCCUUAAUUCAAACAAUAAGUAAAAAUCAAACCGCUAAGGACACCUAUUUCAUUUGUGAUUGCAGAAUGUAACGUAAAUAAAUAAAU
Molecule: messenger RNA, 1901 nt
Organism: Sardina pilchardus (European sardine)
Lineage: Eukaryota; Metazoa; Chordata; Actinopteri; Clupeiformes; Clupeidae
Gene: ogfod3
Product: urotensin-2 receptor 2
Exons: 9
Coding region: 116-1063 (315 amino acids)
Cellular component (GO): membrane
Molecular function (GO): oxidoreductase activity, acting on paired donors, with incorporation or reduction of molecular oxygen; L-ascorbic acid binding; iron ion binding
Source: RefSeq, a predicted model, not a curated record